Messenger RNA from Sorghum bicolor (sorghum), 1678 nucleotides. Its product is annotated as pyruvate dehydrogenase E1 component subunit beta-3, chloroplastic. Gene Ontology annotation, biological process: pyruvate decarboxylation to acetyl-CoA. Lineage: Eukaryota; Viridiplantae; Streptophyta; Magnoliopsida; Poales; Poaceae. Gene Ontology annotation, molecular function: pyruvate dehydrogenase (acetyl-transferring) activity. Bases 203 to 1402 code for a protein of 399 amino acids. The record is from RefSeq and is a predicted model, not a curated record. The transcript is spliced from 4 exons.
UCGCCGAGAAGAAGCAGCAGAAGCAGCAGGUGGUCGCGUCGCCUCGUGCUCUCCGCCUCCCCCGCCUCGCUUCCUCCUCCGCGCUCCCUUCGCCGAGGCGACAGCGAGGGCGUAUAAAGCGCUACCCCCCUCCGCGCGCGUCCGCAUCGUCGCCAUCGCCACCGCCUCCCCACCCCGCUCCACUCCUCGACGAGACAGACCAAUGGCGGCCGCUGCGUCCUCCGCGCUGCACGCCGUCGGCGCCGUCGCCUCCGCCAAGCCCAGAUCCGCCGCCCCAGCGGUGGCGAGGAGGAGGAGCGUGCGCGUGGCGGCGGGGGCGGCGGCCAAGGGAGGACCGGGCUCUUCGGGAAGAGGCAGGCUGGUGGCUCGCAACGCCGUUGCAGCCAAGGCGGAUGAGGCGGCCGCGGCGGCGGGAUCCAAGUCGGGCGGCCAUGAGUUGCUGUUGUUUGAGGCCCUUCGCGAAGCCUUGAUAGAAGAGAUGAAUUUGGAUCCAACAGUGUGUGUCAUGGGUGAAGAUGUUGGUCACUAUGGAGGUUCAUACAAGGUGACCAAAGGGUUGGCUGAGAUGUUUGGAGAUCUUCGGGUUCUUGAUACCCCUAUUGCUGAGAACUCCUUCACUGGCAUGGGAGUUGGAGCAGCAAUGAAAGGGCUCAGGCCUGUUGUGGAAGGCAUGAACAUGGGUUUCCUUCUCCUUGCCUACAACCAGAUCUCAAACAACUGUGGCAUGCUUCACUACACCUCAGGUGGUCAGUUCAAGAUCCCGAUUGUGAUCCGAGGUCCCGGUGGUGUUGGUCGUCAACUUGGUGCUGAGCACUCACAGCGGCUGGAGUCAUACUUCCAGUCAAUCCCUGGCCUUCAAAUGGUUGCUUGCUCCACUCCUUACAACGCCAAGGGCCUGAUGAAGGCAGCCAUAAGGAGCGAGAACCCAGUGGUGCUGUUUGAGCACGUCCUCCUAUACAACCUGAAGGAGAAAAUCCCCGAUGAGGAAUACAUCUGUUGCCUUGAGGAGGCAGAGAUGGUGCGCCCAGGUGAGCACGUGACCAUCCUCACGUACUCCCGCAUGAGGUACCAUGUGAUGCAGGCCGCCAAGACGCUGGUGAACAAAGGGUACGACCCCGAGGUCAUCGACAUCAGGUCGCUCAAGCCGUUCGACCUGCACACCAUCGGGAACUCGAUCAAGAAGACCCACCGUGUGCUGAUUGUGGAGGAGUGCAUGCGGACGGGUGGCAUUGGCGCCAGCCUCAGGUCGGCCAUCAUCGACAACUUCUGGGACUACCUGGAUGCCCCCAUCAUGUGCCUGUCGUCGCAGGACGUGCCGACCCCGUACGCCGCAACGCUGGAGGACGCGACUGUCGUGCAGCCUGCGCAGAUCGUGGCCGCUGUUGAGCAGAUCUGCCAAUAAUCGUGAUAUGACGGCUUUUGUUGAGUUACCUGAUUUGUGGAUUCAUGUAUCCGUGUUUUGUUCGUUGUCACAUAGUGACUGCCAUUGUGCCGUAGACAUUCUAUUUUGCAACGCAGAAGCCAUAUUCAUACGAAUGCCUUUUGUGGCCUGGCCCGUUUGUUCACUGUGCAGAGUUCGAUGCCCUUUGUUUGUUCUUGUGUAUCACUAUUAUUAGCAUUGGUUUGUAGCAGCGCCUGUGUUGGUUCUAUUUAUUUAUAUAUGAUAAUCUGUUGGGUA